Molecule: messenger RNA, 1596 nt
Organism: Condylostylus longicornis
Lineage: Eukaryota; Metazoa; Arthropoda; Insecta; Diptera; Dolichopodidae
Product: zinc finger protein 624
Exons: 8
Coding region: 1-1596 (531 amino acids)
Biological process (GO): regulation of transcription by RNA polymerase II
Cellular component (GO): nucleus
Molecular function (GO): RNA polymerase II cis-regulatory region sequence-specific DNA binding; DNA-binding transcription factor activity, RNA polymerase II-specific
Source: RefSeq, a predicted model, not a curated record
AUGUUUCUUAAAACAUACAACGAUUCUACGUCAAUCCAGCAGCAACAUGAUAAUCAAAAUCAUCACAUAACACAAACUAUUUCAAUACCAGGCAAUACAAUAAAUUCAACACAAUCAGCAACAAUAAGUUAUAAAAUACCAUCUUAUAUAAUGAAUGAUAAAUCAAUGAUACAAGCAACAGAUCCAUUAAAUAUUGAACGUCUUACAAAUCAAUAUAAUAUUAAACCAUCAAAAGAGGAUACAAUAAAUUUAGAUAUUGAAUAUUUUAAUUAUAAUGAAAUAAAUUGUCAAUCAAAAAAUCAAUCACCAUGUUCAUCACCAACAUCAUUAGAUCCAUGGUUAACAUUUAAUAUACAACAAAGGCAAUUCUUGUUAUCAUCAAAUUUAAAUAAUAGUAAUAAUAUAAAUAAUGAUUUAUUUAGUGAAUUAAAAGAUGUAAUGGAAAUUGGUAAAUUAUCUAAUAAUAGUAGUAAUAAUAAUUAUAAUAUAGAUGAAGAACGUAUUAUAAGUAGUUCAUCAAAUUUAAUUUGUCUAUGGGAAGAUUGUCAUGAAAAUUUUAUAAAUCAAAGUGCAUUAGUUGUACAUAUUGAGAAACGGCAUGUUGAAGUAAAAAAAGGUGAAGAAUUUGCAUGUUUUUGGGCUGAAUGUCCAAGAAGAUUUAAACCAUUUAAUGCCAGAUAUAAAUUAUUAAUACAUAUGAGAGUUCAUAGUGGUGAAAAACCAAAUAAAUGCCCAUUCACUGGCUGUAAUAAAGCAUUUUCACGGUUAGAAAAUCUGAAAAUACAUCAGAGAUCACAUACAGGAGAACGACCAUAUGGUUGUCAGUAUCAAGGAUGCCAAAAAGCAUUUAGUAAUAGUUCUGAUCGUGCUAAACAUCAACGGACACAUUACGAUACAAAACCUUAUGCAUGUCAAUUACCUGGAUGCACGAAACGUUAUACUGAUCCAUCUAGUUUACGUAAACAUGUAAAAAAUCAUUCUGUUCGUGAUCAACAACAAAAUACACGUCGUAAAUCAAUAAAAUCUGAAGUUAAUUUAUCACCACCAUCAACACCAUCAACAAUAAAAUCUAAUACAUCAAGUUCAUUAAAAAAUUCUACUUUAAAUGCAACUAAAACAGUAACAACAAAUGAAUUACAAAAGUCAUCUGUAGUUACAGCUUUAAAAAAAAUUCGUCGUCAUUCUGAAUCUUCAAUAAUAGCAACAUCAACAACAAAUAAAUCAUCGAAUUCUUCAAAAUGCACUCAACAAGAAAAUCAUAAUAGUAAAUCAAUAAAUAAACGAUCUAAAUUGAAUUCAGUUUCAAUACCAAUCAAAAAUUUCACAUAUGAAAAUCAGCAAAAUGAUAAAAAUUCUGUACUAUGGAACAAUAAUUCUGUUUCCAACAAUAUGACAAUGACAUCCAUCACUGACGAAUAUUUUCCAUUUGACGACGUUUUUGUUAGUAAAUUCUUAUCAUGUAGUAAUGAAACCGAAAAAUUUUCACCAGAAACAAAAACUUCAAUUGAAUCACUUAAUGAUAAUAAUUUAAUAAUAGAUAUAUUUCACAUGCAUCAUUAUCAUCCUCUCCCUCAACUAUUUCUUCAUCAAAUUUAA